AAAACCUAAUUUUAUCAAUGGUUUUAAAAAAUAUUAAAUGUCACCCACCAUUUUUCUUUCUGAUUUUGACAGCUUUCAAAAGCAAAGGCUGAACCAUGGCUCCUAGAAAAAACAAAGUUGCUAAAGAAGAGGUUCAGGUGACCCUGGGUCCACAGCAUUUGGUGGGCGAAACAGUAUUUGGGGUCGCUCACAUAUUUGCCUCAUUUAAUGACACAUUCGUGCAUGUUACCGACUUAUCCGGUCGAGAAACUAUUGCCCGUGUUACCGGAGGAAUGAAGGUGAAGGCUGACCGUGAUGAAGCUUCUCCCUAUGCUGCUAUGUUGGCUGCCCAGGAUGUAGCUGAAAAAUGCAAAACCCUCGGCAUCACAGCAUUACACAUCAAGCUCCGUGCCACUGGUGGCAACAAAACAAAGACACCAGGACCAGGCGCACAGUCUGCUCUUCGAGCCCUCGCUCGUUCAAGUAUGAAGAUCGGCCGUAUUGAGGAUGUUACUCCAGUACCCUCAGACUCAACUCGCAGGAAGGGUGGUCGUCGUGGUCGCAGAUUGUAAACAUUUAGUGUAAGCUUACUUUUACUGUGGACUUGCAAUAAAAGGUUUGCAGUA
Plodia interpunctella (Indianmeal moth) is the source of this 605-nucleotide messenger RNA. RefSeq names its product small ribosomal subunit protein uS11 (gene RpS14). Gene Ontology annotation, cellular component: ribosome; cytosolic small ribosomal subunit. Bases 96 to 551 code for a protein of 151 amino acids. NCBI's taxonomy places the organism in Eukaryota, Metazoa, Arthropoda, Insecta, Lepidoptera, Pyralidae. The transcript has 3 exons. The record is from RefSeq and is a predicted model, not a curated record. Gene Ontology annotation, biological process: ribosomal small subunit assembly; translation. Gene Ontology annotation, molecular function: structural constituent of ribosome.